Molecule: messenger RNA, 876 nt
Organism: Fonsecaea multimorphosa CBS 102226
Lineage: Eukaryota; Fungi; Ascomycota; Eurotiomycetes; Chaetothyriales; Herpotrichiellaceae
Exons: 1
Coding region: 1-876 (291 amino acids)
Source: RefSeq, a predicted model, not a curated record
AUGCUCUCACAACUCUGGUCCCGCAUCAACCGCGACAACAUCCCCUGCCACUAUCGGUCCCUCACCGACCCAGCCGAUUCGGACUGGCGGUGCGAGACAUACCUGUACCACUGCUGCGCGCACUACACGAACCCUCACUGCUGCCACUACUGGUACCCACGCACGUACUCGCGCUGGCGGGACGAGUGCGAAUUUAUCACACCUGAGGCGUAUUUCGCGAUCCCGCAGGACCAGGGCUCUCGACCUCGACCUCGACCGCCGCUGGAGCCGGAGCCGGAUCUCUGGACGACGACGCCUACUCCUUCUGCUGCGGCGGCGGCGGCGGCGGCGGUAUCCGCUCGCUCUGUUCGGAGGGCUUGGUGGCGGGCCAUCAAGCGUGUCGGCGGGAGGGUGGUGCGACGGGCCAGAGUGUAUUGCUUUGGGAGGGAGAGUGUGGAGAGACGCGAGUUUGAGGACAGGGUUCGGAAGAGAAAAAGGGUGAUUCGGAGGAGGGAGGGACGGGUCAUGGGCGCGGUUGAGAGGGGGUAUUUGGGCAUGGGGCUUUGGAGAUGCCGGGAGGAAGAAGAGGAGGAGGAGGGGGAGGAUCAAAAUGAUGAGGAUGGAGAUGUAGAGGAGGAAGAGGAAGAUGAAGGACAAGACGGUGACGAAGAAUCGAGAAAUUGCGAUCACGACGACAACAAUCACAAUCACAACUACACCUACAGCUACAGCUACGGCUUCGGCUUCAGUGCCGGUGGCGGACCAGGAUUCGUAAACGAGACGGGUGGACCGAGGUCGAGAUGGGAAGUGAAACCCAGGGAUGCCGGUGGACAAGGAAGUUCUUCUACCCAGAUGGAUCGUUCGGGGGGGAAGAGGAAACGGGCGGGGGAAGAGUGA